Messenger RNA from Didymodactylos carnosus, 708 nucleotides. The record is from the annotation of a GenBank genome assembly. Lineage: Eukaryota; Metazoa; Rotifera; Eurotatoria; Philodinida; Philodinidae.
AUGGGACAGUAUGAUCAGGCAAUAGAUUAUAUCCGUCAGUGUCCGGUAUUACAAAAUCCAAAGGACAGCGCUAAUCUUCUGAAUAAUAUUGAUGCUGUCUAUUUUUACAAAGAAGAUUUGGAGACAGCUCUUCAUUAUUAUGAACGUGCAUUAAAACUUGACCAUGACAGUAAUCUGGUUAAAUCCCUUAUGCACAUUAAUACUGGCACAUUAUUAGAACGAAAAUGUAGUUUUAACGAAGCACUCAAAUCUUUUUCAAGGAGUUUAAACCUGAUUACAGACGAAUUUUUACAGGCUAGAAUAUAUAAUAAUAUUGGGAUAUUAUACGAUCAAGGGCUAGAAGAUGGCGAGUCAGGCCUUGAAUAUUAUGAAAAAGCUCUUGUAAUUUACAAAACUACUGGUCAGCUACGUCAUUCAUAUGCAGAAACGUUGAACAACAUUGCAUGUGUUUAUGAUACAAGAGGUGAACAUGAAAAAGCCCACGAACUUUAUAUGGAGGGACUGUGCAUUUACGAAAAGACGUUAUUGGUUGGUCAUCAUGAUAGUACUCAUGCACUGCUGAAUAUUGGAACAACGCAUUACAGUCAAGACUCAUAUGAUGUAACAAUUGAAUAUUAUGAGAAAGCCUUGACUGGAUUUCGACAAAUCAUGUUAGUCUUCAAUUUGCAGCAUGUUUGUGUAAUAUGGCAGAUGUAUACAGGAAGAUGA